Molecule: messenger RNA, 2608 nt
Organism: Pleuronectes platessa (European plaice)
Lineage: Eukaryota; Metazoa; Chordata; Actinopteri; Pleuronectiformes; Pleuronectidae
Gene: lss
Product: lanosterol synthase (2,3-oxidosqualene-lanosterol cyclase)
Exons: 22
Coding region: 16-2223 (735 amino acids)
Biological process (GO): cholesterol biosynthetic process; triterpenoid biosynthetic process
Cellular component (GO): lipid droplet
Molecular function (GO): lanosterol synthase activity
Source: RefSeq, a predicted model, not a curated record
CUGAGUAUCACAACCAUGACUGAGGGGACGCACUUGCGGAGGCGGGGGGGCCCGUACAGGACGGAGCCGGCCACAGACCUGAGCCGCUGGAGGCUGACCAGUGCCGAGGGCAGACAGACCUGGCGCUAUGUGGAGGAUCAGGAAACCCCCGACAGGGAGCAGACCGUGAUGGAGGCUCACUCCCUCGGCAUCGACACGAGUGAGCUGGUGCCUGGAUCUCCGGCUGCGCACACGGCCGUGGACGUGGCCCUGAAGGGGAUGCACUUCUACAGUCACCUCCAGGCGGAGGACGGUCACUGGGCCGGGGACUACGGCGGACCUCUCUUCCUGCUCCCAGGCCUCCUGAUCACCUGCCACGUGGCUAAGAUCCCGCUGCCCGGGGCCUGGAAGAAGGAGAUGGUGAGGUACCUGCGCUCCGUGCAGCUGCCUGAUGGAGGCUGGGGUCUACAUAUUGAGGACAAGUCGACGGUCUUCGGCACAGCACUGAGUUACACGUCCCUGAGGAUCCUGGGACUAGAGCCUGAUGACCCAGAUAUGGUUCGAGCCAGAAAUAACCUGCACAGCAAAGGCGGUGCAGUGGGGAUUCCCUCGUGGGGCAAAUUCUGGUUGGCCAUUUUAAAUGUGUACAGUUGGGAAGGAAUGAACACGCUCCUGCCAGAGAUGUGGCUGUUCCCCACGUGGAUGCAGGCCCACCCCUCCACUCUGUGGUGUCACUGUCGCCAGGUCUACCUCCCCAUGAGCUACUGCUACGCUGUCAGACUGACGGCUGAGGAAGACUCCCUGGUGCUCAGCCUCAGACAGGAGCUUUAUGUCCAGGACUAUGCCUCCAUCAGCUGGCCGGCUCAGAGGAACAACGUGGCAGCAGGUGACAUGUACACAGCUCACAGCUCGCUGCUCGACGCUGCCUACAUGGUGUUGAAUGUGUACGAAGCCCAUCACAGCACCACCCUGAGAGGAAUGGCUGUCAGAGAGCUGUACGAUCACAUCCAGGCCGACGACCGCUUCACUAAGUGCAUCAGCAUCGGACCGAUCUCCAAGACCAUCAACAUGCUGGUUCGCUGGUACGUGGACGGCCCGACCUCCCCCGUGUUUCAGGAGCACGUGUCCAGGAUCCCAGAUUAUCUCUGGCUGGGGCUGGACGGGAUGAAAAUGCAGGGGACCAAUGGCUCUCAGCUGUGGGACACUUGUUUUGCCGUGCAGGCUUUCCUCGAGGCAGGAGCCCAGGACGACCCCCGGCUAUCGAAGUGCCUCCAGGACGCACAUCACUUUCUCACCAUAACACAGAUACCGGAGAAUCCUCCUGAUUACAAGAAAUACUACAGACAAAUGAACAAGGGAGGCUUCCCCUUCAGCACCCGGGACUGUGGCUGGAUUGUGGCCGACUGCACGGCCGAGGGCCUGAAGUCAGUGAUGCUGCUGCAGGAGCUGUGUCCCUCCAUCAGCCAGCAUGUCCCCUCUGAGCGUCUCUAUGACGCCGUCAACGUGCUCCUGAGCAUGAGGAACUCCGACGGGGGGUUUGCCACAUAUGAGACCAAGAGGGGGGGGAGACUCCUGGAGCUGCUCAACCCGUCCGAGGUGUUUGGUGACAUCAUGAUAGAUUACACUUAUGUGGAGUGCACGUCGGCGGUGAUGCAGGCCCUGAGCCACUUCCAGAAGGUCUACCCUGACCACCGGGCGGAGGAGAUCAGGUCCACUCUGAGAGCGGGACUGGAGUAUUGCAGGAGGGUGCAGCGGCCUGAUGGUUCCUGGGAAGGGUCCUGGGGAGUCUGCUUCACUUAUGGAAUCUGGUUCGGCCUCGAGGCCUUUGCGUGCAUGGGUCACGUCUACGAGGACGAGGAGGCGUGUGUGGAGGUGCAGAGAGCCUGCCGGUUCCUGCUGGAGUGGCAGAUGCCUGACGGAGGCUGGGGGGAGGACUUUGAGUCGUGUGAGCAGCGGCGCUACGUCCAGAGCAGCACGGCUCAGAUCCACAACACCUGCUGGGCUUUGCUGGGCCUCAUGGCCGCCAGGCAUCCUGACAGGCGGGCCAUAGAGAGAGGAGUCCAGCUGCUGAUUGACAAGCAGCUGCCCAAUGGAGACUGGCCACAGGAGAACAUUGCAGGUGUGUUCAACAAGAGCUGUGCCAUCAGCUACACCUCCUACAGAAACGUCUUCCCUGUUUGGACCCUGGGGCGCUUCUCAGCACUUUACCCCGACAGUCCUCUGGCUGGGAAGGGGAAGCUGUGAAGAGCGAUGACAGCAAAGACAGCGAAGACUAUGUGCAAGGACAAUAGGACAAAAUGUCCUCAGAUUCAAAUAUAACAACCACAAAGCUCAGACAAAGGAAAGUGUGUGUUUUUCCACUGUCACAGAACUUGAGUUGUGUUUUUUGAAGAUGAUUCCAUCAGAUAUGAUUCAUUCUUUGGAUUGUUUGUCUUAUCGACAUUCCAGCACAGCUCAUCUGCCAGAGCUGCACCUCACAGAGGUGCUGGGAUGAUGAGGUUCACUUCACCUGCUCUGGACUAUAAAGUGUAAAAGAAAAACAUUUAGAAUUUUAGAAUAAAGAGUUUUCUAUGGUAUUUUGUUCACAACGUGACUCGACUGAACUUGAAUGAAUUCAAACUAAAACAAC